AUGUCCGACGAAUACUAUACACCAAGCUGGCGGGCACGCAUCGGGAACACCGACGAGGCUGGUGAACGUAGGCAGUGGCAGGAUGCACACAAUAGCGCUCACAGGCAGAAGAUGGACAACUUCUACAAUUUGUCGGAAGGCGUACGGGCGCGUGAUAGAGGAGAGCGUGAAAUGAAAGAUACAGUGGAACAGAAAAGAGAAUGGGUGGCGGCUCGCCAAGCUGAACGCAGAGAAUGGCGUUUAAGUGAAUUAACACCAACUUGA
Molecule: messenger RNA, 264 nt
Organism: Penicillium manginii
Lineage: Eukaryota; Fungi; Ascomycota; Eurotiomycetes; Eurotiales; Aspergillaceae
Exons: 1
Coding region: 1-264 (87 amino acids)
Source: RefSeq, a predicted model, not a curated record